AUGCCUUCCGCCGGCGAAACUACGGCCCUCGUGCGGUCCUUCUACGCCCAGCGUCGCGCCCGCCUGUCCCCCACCGACCUGCGCGCCAUCGCCCCAAUCUGCUCCGCACUCGAAGCGCACAACUCGAAGCGUGCCCUCCUCCUCGUCGACCAGCUCCUCAAGAAAUCCCCCGCAGACCCCUCGGCACUCGCGCUCAAGGCUCUCGCGCUCUCGGUGUCGUCCUCGGCCGCGCGCGUCGACGUCCUCAAGGUUGUCGACACGGCCAAGGCGGCCAACGGCGGCGCCGCGCUCGGCGACGCAGACGUCCUCAUGCUCCUCACGCACGUCCUGCGCUCGGUCGGUCAAGGCGAUGACGCGCUCGAGCUCCUCGCCGAGGCGGUCAAGAAGCACCCGGACAACGAGGACCUGUCGACCGAGGCGUUCCUGCAGCACGUCCGGGCCAACGACCGCAAAGGCGCUCAGCAGACCGCCCUCCGCAUGUCGAAGCACUUUGCCGACGACCGCUACUUCUGGUGGUCGAUCCUGAGCACCAUCCUCGCCGUUCGCGACCUCGCCAACCCGAACCCGGACGGGCCCCUCCUCCUCUCGAUCGCCGAACGCCAGCUCUCGACGCGAUACGCCUCGUCGUCGUCGUCGUCGUCGUCGUCGAGCACUGCAGGAGGCGAGGGCGGCAAGGACGUCGAGGGCGCGGGCUACAAGACGGCCGACGAGUUCCACCUCGUGACGCGCGUGCUCGAGCUGCGCGCGCAGUACAGCGCCGCGGCGGCGUCCUCCCCGACCUCUGCCUCCUCCUCACCACUCGUCCUGCCCUCCCUGCCUCGAUCCACCACCACCACCACCACCUCCUCCUCACCUGCCUCGACCCUCGUUGCCCACUUUUCCUCGCCCGAGGCCGACAAGUGGUGCGCGACCAACCUCGGCCUCGAGCUGUGGCGCCGCGAGGCGACGCUCGCAUACGGCGAUGCGGGCGCGUGGGAGCGCGAGGUUGCGAGGCUCGCCGGGGCGCUCGAGAAGGGCGACACCAACUGGCACACGAUGCUGUACCUCAUCCGCCUCUCGGUCGCGCUCGCGUCGAGCACCCGCACCUCCUCUUCUUCCGCCUCCCCAUCCUCGACCUCGCCCUCGUCCGCCCCGAGCUCCGACGCACCCGACCACCUCUCGCGCGCGCGCACCCUGUUCCGCCACCUCGCUACCGAGGGCCCAAAGGCCAAGGUCGAGCGCGGGUACCUCCUCGGCCUCGUCGAGCUUGCGCGCGAGGCGCACGCGCACGGCUGGUCCGACUAUGAGCCGCUCGGACCGCUCGUCGAGGAGUACGUCACGCGGUUCGGGACCAAGGCGUGCUGCUUUGACGACGUGCGGCCGUACCUCGAGGUGCUCGGCGACGAGGACGCUGCAGCGCUGAGGGACGUCCUGCGCGAGGUGGCUGGCGGCGCGGUCCAGACGAUCCCGGCGGCGACCAAGGUCAUCAACGCGCACAAGAUGCUGCGGUUCCUGUCGGGCGAGACGACGGCCGAGGGCGAGAAGGCGGCGGCCGACGAGUUUGUGCGGCGGUACUUUGAGGCGAUGCCGCUCGGCAAGGACCUCCCGACGACCGAGCUGCAGCCGGCCGACGACUUUGCGCUCCUCGCCGGGCAGGCGCUCGUCAGCGCGUUCCACCUAUCGCACGACCGCACGUACCUCGAGCGCGCCAUCGUCCUCGCCGAGCACGCCCUGCAGCACUCCAAGUACAAGUACCAGCUCCGGCUCCUCGCCAUCAACGUCCUGCGCCUCGUCGGCGCCCACUCGCUCGCCCUCGCCCACUACCGCACGUUUGGCGUCAAGAACAUCCAGCACGACACGCUGAGCCACGUCGUGCUCGCGCGCGCGGCGACGUUUGCCGUCGAGCAGGGCUCGGGGGGAGGCAAGGGGGGCGCGCAGGCGCAGGCGGGCGUGUGGGAGGACGCGCUCGCGACCGAGGCGUGGUACGUCGGUGGGACGCGCGAGGCGGGCGACAUGGUCGUCAAGGCGUUCUCGUACGGCGCGUACGUCAAGGUCGAGGACUUUGCGGCGUUCCGCGACAAGCUCGACGCGAGCCUCGAGGGCGCGCUCGUCACCCUCGAGGCGCUCCGGAUGCGCGUCGUGCGAGGCCAGCUCGACCCGGACGACGUCGACGAGGCGGUCGAGGACGUCGACAAGCUCGUCAAGACUGCUGCUGGCCAGUACUCGGACAAUCGCGACUUCAAGACGCUCCCGGACUACCAGCCCAAGGGCGGCAACACGAUCUGGCAGCAGACCGAGCUUGCUGUUCGUCAAGACGCCACCUGGCUACGAGCCGUCGCAGGUGCAUACGCUCGCUUCCUCUCGCCCUCGUCCGACAUCAUCGGCGUCGAGCCACCAUCGAGCCUCACUCGCUCUGAGACGGCUCUCGUCGCGUUCGCUCAAAACGCUCAAGCUGCGCUCGUCGCAUCACUCGACGAGGCGCCCAAGAAGGAGCAGGCGGCGGUGGCCUUCUUCAAGGAGCAAGGAGAGCUGUUUGCCACGGCGCUCGACGACUCGGCGACGCUGCCGUGGGAGCUCGUCCAGAUCGUCCAGGUCGCGUUUGAGGGCUUUGCGCUUCUUGAGCUCGGCAUCAAUCAGCGGCUGGACGAGCUCGCGUCGACCAAGGCGCCCGACCAGGCCAAGCACCAGAAGCGCCUGCGCGCGUUCCGCAAUCUGGCACGAGAGCCGCUCAAGGCGCUCUGCGUCAAGCUCACGGCGCACGGCAAAAAGGUCGGCAAGGAGCGCGCAAAGUUUGUCGCCGGCGUGCAGGACUUGACCCAGUUCGAGGCGCUCGACGAGAACCGCAUCACCAACGUUGCGCACGCCGUCACCGAGUCGAGGCGGAGCGCGAUCGAGGCUCUCGGGUUUGCCAUCCACCGGCGAACGGCCAAGUAGAGCGCGCGAGUGCAACAUAGAACGACGUGCCAGAGCU
Rhodotorula graminis WP1 is the source of this 2950-nucleotide messenger RNA. RefSeq lists its product as uncharacterized. The record is from RefSeq and is a predicted model, not a curated record. Gene Ontology annotation, molecular function: protein-N-terminal amino-acid acetyltransferase activity; protein binding. Lineage: Eukaryota; Fungi; Basidiomycota; Microbotryomycetes; Sporidiobolales; Sporidiobolaceae. The coding region runs from base 1 to 2913 and encodes 970 amino acids. The transcript has 18 exons. Gene Ontology annotation, cellular component: NatB complex; cytoplasm. Gene Ontology annotation, biological process: N-terminal peptidyl-methionine acetylation.